AUGACAAAAGAUCGAUUACCCGCUUUGCGGGCUGCACAAAAUGCUGAAGAUAGCGAUCCAGAUGCAGCUUAUGUUGCACUUAAUAUGGAAGAUAAUAGUCGAUUUAUGUCCGAUUUUUUUGCUCAUGUCGAUUCAUUACGUACAAAUAUCGAUAAAAUAAGUGAACUUGUUGAUGAAGUUAAACGUCUUCAUUCAACAAUAUUAGCUGCACCACAAGCUGAUGAUCGAACAAAAGAAGAAUUAGAAGAAAAAAUGGCUGAUAUUAAAAAAUUAGCUAAUGAUGUACGACAACGAUUAAAAACUAUGGAAACUGAAUUAGAACAGGAAGGAAAUGAAAAUGCAUGGCGUACAGCCGAUUUGCGUAUACGAAAAACUCAGCAUGCAACAUUAUCACGUAAAUUUAUUGAUGUAAUGAAUUCAUAUCGAAAUGCUGAAAUUGAAUAUCGAGAACGUUGUAAAGCUCGUAUUCAACGUCAACUUGAAAUCACCGGACGAUCAGUAACCGAAGGUGAAGUUGAAGAAAUGCUUGAAUCAGGAAAUCCAGCUGUAUUUACACAAGGAAUUAUGGUUGAAACAGCACAAGCUAAACAAUCACUAGCUGAUAUUGAAGCACGACAUGGUGAUAUUAUAAAACUAGAAAAAAGUAUUAAAGAAUUACAUGAUAUGUUUAUCGAUAUGGCUGCUCUUGUUCAAACACAAGGUGAAAUGAUUGAUCGAAUUGAAUUUAAUGUUGUUCAAUCAGAAAAUUUUGUCAAAGCUGCAAGUACAGAUACGAAAAAAGCUGUUAAAUUUCAAAGUGCAGCACGACGGAAAAAAAUUAUCCUUAUUGUAAUCCUGGUGAUUGUUGUGAUUGUUAUUGUGCUUGUGCUUAUUGUUUAUUUUGCUACGAAAAAUUCUGGCAGCAGCAGUCCAUCAUCAAAAACGAUUGCUAUAUCAGGAUAG
Molecule: messenger RNA, 942 nt
Organism: Adineta steineri
Lineage: Eukaryota; Metazoa; Rotifera; Eurotatoria; Adinetida; Adinetidae
Source: the annotation of a GenBank genome assembly